Canis lupus familiaris (dog) is the source of this 5206-nucleotide messenger RNA. RefSeq names its product coiled-coil domain containing 9B (gene CCDC9B). Bases 172 to 1884 code for a protein of 570 amino acids. The record is from RefSeq and is a predicted model, not a curated record. The transcript is spliced from 11 exons. NCBI's taxonomy places the organism in Eukaryota, Metazoa, Chordata, Mammalia, Carnivora, Canidae.
UCACAACAUGAUCUCGUGUGCUGAGCAGUGAAGCCGGCAGGGAGAGGCCAGCAGAGGCCCGGCUCCGGCUCCGGCUCCGGCUCCGGCUCCCGUGGCUCUGCGGCUCCAGCUUCCCUCCUGCUCUGGCUCCCCUGGGGCUGCUCUGGAAUUCUCUCGGUGCCCACUGUUGCCAUGCACUCAGCUGGGCCUCACGGUGCCGAGUCACCUAUGAACAGGCAGGAGGAGAAGGAUGCCGAGCUGGAUCGGAGGAUAGUUGCCCUCCGAAAGAAGAACCAAGCCUUACUACGAAGGUACCAGGAGAUCCAAGAGGACCGUCGGCAGGCGGAGCAGGGGGGCAUGGCCGUGACCACACCGGAAUUCCUCCGACCUGAUGGCCUCAUUGUCACUAUCAGCCAGGUUCCCGGCGAGAAGCGGGUGGUCAGCCGGAACUGGGCAAGAUCCCUCAGACCUGGAGCAGCCAGUGAAAUGCUUGAGGAUGAGGGGGUGGAGGACCACACUGGUACUUUCUGCUUGGGGGAGCGGGUGGAGCUGGCUGUGACCAUGGAAAACAAAGCUGAGGCCAAGCGGAUCGUAAGUGCGAAGCCCACCAGAGCAAGGAACCAGGGGGCAGGAAGGUCCCGUGGAAGGGGCUUGGGCCGGACUCCCUCUCUGCAGAUGGCCGUCAGCUCGGAUUCUGCACGGAAAGGUGCUCGAGAGCCCCAGAGUCCAGGCCUGGUCCCGGUGGAGGGACCCUUGGAGGUGGGCUGGGACUAUGCCCAGUGGAAACAGGAGCGGGAACAGAUUGACCUGGCUCGUGUGGCCAGGCACAGAGAUGCACAGGGCUACAGGACCCCAGCAAGCCUCGAGAAGAAGGCCUGGCCAGGGUGGGCAGCACCAGGGGAAAAGAGCUUUCAGAAUUGCCAGUGUCCUAAUUUUACACACGAGGAACCUGGGGCUGGAGAGACUCAGCCAGCUACCAACCAGGAAUGCCAAAGGGAGCACAGGGACCCAGCUCUCUUGACCCCAAGACCAGGCAUCUUUGGGAGUCAGAAAACCCACACCUGGACCAAGAGGAAGACUGACAGCUUCCCAAUCCUGGAAGAACUAGUGUUACUGCUUUGGAUCCUUUAUCACCCUACUCUUUCUCCACUUACUUUGCCUCACUUAGGCCCCAGGAGCCACCGGAGGUCACAGCCCCCACCACUGUGUCUUGAUGGCAAAGGUGGUACUACUCAGGGUGGGCCACCCAGCAGACCCUCAGCGGUCUCGGCCACACGAAGCAAAGCCCAGGGGACAGAGAGGCUGACUGGCAGGGCCCGCAGGUGGGAAACAAAGGAAGACAAGGAGGAGCUGGAGAACCAGGAGAGAAGCCAAAGUACAAGAAAGACUCGGAGCGAAGAGGGACAUUCCCAGAAGCAGAGCAGGAUGGAGCUGGGCGGAGCCAAAAGCGCCCCAGCAGCCAGCCCAGCCCCAGUACCCCCCGGGGAGCCAAAGAGGGAGUCAGGAGCCUCUGCAGCCAGUCUGGUCCCUGGCUCUCCACAACACUCUGACUUGGUUCCCCUUGACCUUUCUCUAGGAGGGGCCAGCAGCCCUGGGUCCAGGGAGAGUGUACGUGAGCUCUCUCCGAGGCCUGGGGCCCAGGAGAACCCUGUGUCCUCACUGGAUGGUUCCAAGCAGCUCCCGGGGUGGAAUGACCCCCAGGCUGAGCUGGAACUACAGACUUGUUCGGAGCCGCAAGGAGGAGCAGGGCCCCCAGAGCUCAGAGAAGACAGGUGUGGCAAGGCUGGGGCCCAACAGGGCUUGGCACCACGAAGCAGGCCCCCCAGGGGAAUGGGCCAAAGGGCAAGGGGCACAGGAGGAGCAAGAAGCAGGACAGGAGGGCCUGGUCCUGCGGGAAGAUGCUGAGCAAAGCUCCUGUGGGCCAAGGGACCAGGCUGUGGAGAGGAGGAGGGAAGAAUGCAGGCAGGACUCUAGAGUGUAAUGGGUGUUCGGAUCCUGGUGGCUUGUGGCAGUCUGGCUGAGCAGUUGGGCAAACUCUCCGGGGGCGGGGGGUGACAUUAUGAGGGCACCUCAUGUGCACAUCCCUGGGCACAUCCCUUCCAUAGGUGUGUUUUCACCUGCAGGUAAAGCUCCUGGUGUAUUCUCAUGCCACAUCUGGUCCCUGAAGCUGUCUAGCCCUGCCCUGGGUCUACUGCUACCCAGGCCACAAGCUUCGCUGCCAUGAGAAAGCAAGGCUUAGAAGCACUCAGAACCUGGCUCUCCUCUCUUGGCCUGUCACCCCUAAGGCAUAGCUUCUCUUUCCAGCUGUGGUUUUGCCUUCUCAGGUGCAGGCCACCUCCACAGCUGGACCAGCCCAGGCUUGGGGCCCUUCCCAUGCUUCUGCCUGGUACCUGGAUGUCUCACAGCCUGGCCAUACUCAAAGAAUGGCCAAACCAGGGGAAUCUCAGUCAUCCGCUGACAGCCUCCCACCUAUGUGGAAGAGGAGGCUAAGGCCUUUCCUUCUUUCUGCUCUUUCCUUCUUUCUGAAGAAAGGGAGGCCACAGCAGGUAGGACAGAGCUGGGGACAGAAGAGCAGAGCUCAGGUCUCCUCUGCAGAAGACAGGGUCCCUGGACAGGCCUCCUCACUGAAAUGGCGUGGGGUUGGGUGGGAAGAGGAAUGGCUCUUCUCCCCAUAGUGUGGGAGGAGAGCUCAUCAUUGGGGAUAGCCUCCCCCACACCCAGUUCAGGCAUCAGGUGUAGCAUCAAGACAGCAUCAAGGUAGGGGGGAAGGGGAGCCCCACAGCCCAGGGCCAUUUCCUGUGUCUCCUCCUUCCUCCUCUCCACCACCUCCCUUGCACCACCCCGUUCAAAAGCAGGGACUCAGACAAGGGACAGAGAAACUGACAACUUCGGGACUCUGCCUUCCUACUUGGUCUCUGUUCCCCCCACCCACCCCCAACCAGGCCCACGGCUGGUGAAUUAUUCAGACUCCACACAAGCUGUGGCUUCCUCUCAAUUCAACAAACAUUUCCUGAGCACCCACUAGCAGCAGCGCAGCUGGUGGGCGAUGGUGACUCUGCCAGCAAGAGGGAGGGAGAAACCCAGUCAUCCAGCAGACCCAGGCUACACGGCAGAAGCCACUCUCUGAUAGGAGCUGGGGAUGGUGGUAGGAGCCCGAAGAGAACAAGCUCACCUCUGCUUGAAAAGGCAGGUGCCCCUUCCUUUCUCACCACGUGUGCCCUUUGCCCCCAAGCUCCUGCCUGGGUCUCCCCGAGUGGCCCCCACUGCUCCCCUUCUCUUUGGCCCUGCAGUGGCUGUUCCUCUCUGCUGAGGGUCCCAGGCCUCACCAGUCUCUCUGGCUUCUCUGGGGAGUGUCUAGAUGAUCAUCCCCAGGGGUCCUCCACUCUCAAAGUGAGGGCUGAACUGUGGGGUCACAGCUGGGGCUUUCUCACUGGCUCCUGCUCCACCCCCUCUACUCAGGAAGCCUGAGGAGGGGUAUCUUUUCAGCCGAAUAGAUUGCUUCUCACAUAUUAAGGUGCAGAGUAAUGCGGAUUCUAAUUCAGUAGGUCUGUGGUAGACCCAGAAAUGUGCAUUUCUAAUAGGCUCCUGGUGAUAUCUAUGUUGCUAGUUCCUGGACCACAGGUUGAGUAGUAAGGGUUUGGACUAGAAUGUAUGGAGAGGUAGGGGCAGACUGACUCUAGACUCUAAGGACUCAUUGCUGGCAAGUCGGGGAUCCCCCCUUACCCCCCGGGGAUGGCUGCCCCUGCCCCCACCCAGUGGAAGCUUCCUGGCUUCAGAGUUGGGUGGGAAGCUGAGACACCUGGGAAGAUGCCUGAGAGGCCAGUGAGUGGGUAGUGAGCUUCCUGUAGUGGGGAGUGAGGAAGUUGGUUAGGAAUGGGAGGAGGUGAAGGAAGUGGAAGAUGUUGGUGUGGGACUGAUUAGAGGAAUUUUGAAAAGGCUUGGGAAUAUUCUUAGGCAUGUGGGAAGAAGACCCCUGUGAGGCAAGAAUAGGUAAGGAUGGAUGACUCUAAGCUCAAGUUUCCCCCUUGCCCUCCAGUCAUACACAUAUGCAUUUAGAGCAUGACCCUGGACUUGACCUAUGACUCCCAAAGGAUGGAGUUGGGAAAGAGCAGAUUUAGGCAAAGCCCUUGAAUUCAGAUGUCUCCAAAACUGAUCAUGAUCAAGAAUUUGAAUUCUAAGAUUCACAAACUUCUCCUAAACCCCCCAGUGCUACCAACUGUACAUAUGGGCCCUCAUUAGAGAGUAUAUGUUUGACUAUGGGAUGGGAAUAUAGAAUUCGGGCAUCACAGUUCAGUCCUCACAACAGGACCUAUGCAGGACAGAAAGUUGCCUUGUGAAGGGCUAUUGAGGAAUGGGGCGUCUCUCCUUGAAGGUAACAUCCAGAAGGAUGUCAGGAAAAAGGACAUCCUGGGAGUCACUAGGGGUUGGAGAGUACAGAGACUGGCCCAGGACAUCUUCACUGUAGGAAGACCCUAGUGCUAGGCAAGUAUCAUUGAGCUUUUCUCAAAAAAAGGAGCCCUUCCUCAGGAUAAGGGAACCAGCAGCUAUGGUGGUCAUCUCUCCCCCCGAGGCUGGAACCAGCUAUGGAGCAGGAGGGAAGCAUAGACAUCCCUCCACAAACCUCAGGGUCAUGGAAGCCUACAUGUAGCAAUUCCAGGCUCCUCUGUUUAAAGGCCUGGCUGAGAGACUUCCUCUUAGAUGCCUUUCUCCUUUCCAACCAACUGACAAGACUCUCCUCAAAAAUGGGAAGGUCUUCAUGAGACAGAGCAAUCAGGAACCCAGGCACAGAGCUGGAGGACUGGAGAAGGAAGAUGCCUGCAGAGCGGUAGGGAGGUGGCAGCUUUACUUCAGGCCUCCUAACAAGGAGGACAGAAGGGGCAGGGGACAGCCCUGUCCUGACAGAGGUGGGCAGCACACCAUAUUGCAAGGGAGGUAUGUUUUUUGAGGACUGGCAGUGCGGUAGAGUGGAACAAACGUGGGCCUUGGAAUUCAACAGACUGACUUUUAAUCUAGGUCUGUCAUCAGCCAGCUGGUCAAGUUUAACCUCCAAAGCCUCAGUUUUCUUUUCUGCGAAACGGGGCCACUAACAACCCUGAAGGGUUGGUUGUCAAGAGCAUUAAACCUAAGAGUAUGCAAAACACAGCUGGCCCAUGGAGUAGGUGCUCCAUGCAUAGCAGCCUGGCGCGCUCAGUAUGUGUCAAAUAAAUGAAGUAGCUAUUUGGUUUGA